Gavialis gangeticus (Gharial) is the source of this 1001-nucleotide messenger RNA. Its product is annotated as p53 apoptosis effector related to PMP-22-like. The record is from RefSeq and is a predicted model, not a curated record. The coding region runs from base 174 to 743 and encodes 189 amino acids. Gene Ontology annotation, cellular component: cell-cell junction; membrane. Gene Ontology annotation, biological process: cell-cell adhesion. The transcript has 3 exons. NCBI's taxonomy places the organism in Eukaryota, Metazoa, Chordata, Crocodylia, Gavialidae.
CCCCCUCCUUCUACGUCUGUUCUGAUUGAAAAGCUUCUCUUACACAUACAUGUAAGCGCAUGCUUCCAGGAGCCUUUAUAAAAACACCCUUCACCCCACAUUGCUGAAUCAGUAGCAGAACAAUCUCAUCUUAUUCACCCCUCCUCUUGCGAAGCUACUGACUGCCCCACAAGAUGGUGAAGUACGGCCUUGACUACACAAGGUGCAGAUGGAUCUUACCUCUGCUCUUGGGCAUAGGGGUCAUCUUUGGCAUCAUUGGGCUGGCUGGCUGGGCCUGGCUGGAGUCAGCAACGGUGCCGUAUGUACAACGAGCGUCGUUAUGGCAGACUUGUACGAGAGCUGACGAAAAUUCAGAGUGGACUUGUGAACCCCUCACCACAUGGGCCUGGGCAAGAGGUGCUAUUGGAACAAUCCUUACUGGCUAUAUCAUUUUCGUCAUCUGCUUUGCCCUUGCCAUCAUUGCAUUUGCUGUCUCUUUACUUCGGUUCAACUUUAUCCGAGGAAUUGGAGGCUUGCUCUUUGUUUCUGCUCUGUUCCUGAUUAUGGGCUUAGUCAUUUACCCGGUGAAUUACACAGAAACCAUUAAUAUCAUAGAAGUUGGUGCAUUUGGCUGGUCCUAUGGCUUUAUGUGGACCGUUGCUAUUAUGGCAAUAGGUCUGGCAUUCUUCUUCUGCUGCCUCCCCAACUAUGAAGACCAGAUCCUGGGAAAUGUCAAGCCUGAUUAUUGCUGUGGUACCCCGUAAACACUAGGAACAGAAGCAGCUGACAUUUGCAUUCCAAAGAUACUUACAGACUACCCUAGUUUUCAAAAGUAUUAUCAUCAGGUAUGAGUAGAAAGGUUUGGCAAGUUUGAUUUGUUUUCACAUGAAAGUAGAGAAAGAAAUGCGAGUUUUAGAAUGGAAGAUUUAAAUGAUUCUGUAUUUUCACAUCCAAUUUUUUUAGGACUUAUUAGUCUGCAUACUCAAUAUGCUUAUACUUAAUUACUCCAUGAAUUCUCACAU